Hevea brasiliensis (rubber tree) is the source of this 1999-nucleotide messenger RNA. Its product is annotated as ACT domain-containing protein ACR4-like. Bases 382 to 1725 code for a protein of 447 amino acids. NCBI's taxonomy places the organism in Eukaryota, Viridiplantae, Streptophyta, Magnoliopsida, Malpighiales, Euphorbiaceae. The record is from RefSeq and is a predicted model, not a curated record. The transcript has 8 exons.
UGUAGAGAAACUGAAGUGGGAGAGAAAGAGAGAGAGAGGGUUAUAUGGGUAUUUGCCUUCUCGUUGAAGUUGCAGGUUUUUGGAGUUUCGUGUCGGGGUUGUUCGGUUUCUAUAUAGAAAUGUGAAUCUUUAGUUUUAGUUUUGGUGGGUUUGUUUCAAAAUUUUUUUGGGAAAUAAUCGAAUAUAAUUACAUAAAAUAUUUUUGUUUCCUUCUGUGAGAGAUAGUGCUAAGAAAUUUCUGGAGAUACUCGUUUUUCUUCUGUGUAUGUUAUAUGUAUUGGUAGUUCAGUUCUUGUAUGCGUAUAUAUUAUAUGCAUACUCUGUAUUUUGAGUUAACCAAGAAACUUGGGCUUAGGAGAUAACAAAUCAUCAAGAAUUGCAAUGGAGCUCAACAUGGGCUUUUCACAAGAUAUGGACGAUGAAUAUGAGAAACUCUUUAGAAGAUUGAAUCCUCCCAGGGUUGUAAUUGAUAAUGAAUCCUGCAAGAAUGCAACUGUUGUAAGAGUGGACAGUGCAAACAGACAUGGAACACUACUUGAAGUUGUACAAGUCCUUACUGAUCUUAACCUUAUGAUAACUAAAGCUUACAUAUCCUCUGAUGGUGGUUGGUUGAUGGAUGUUUUUAAUGUUAAGGAUCAAGAUGGAAACCAGAUUACUGAUGAAGCAAUUCUAGGUUAUAUUCGGAAGUCUCUGGGGCCAGAAUCAUGCUUUGUAUCUUCUAUGAGAUCUGUUGGGGUUAAACCAUCUAUGGACCACACUGCAAUUGAGCUAACAGGAAGUGACAGACCAGGCCUGCUAUCUGAAGUGUGUGCUGUACUCACCCACCUAAAAUGCAAUGUGGUCAAUGCAGAGGUCUGGACACACAAUACUCGGGCUGCAGCUGUGAUGCAAGUAACUGACGAGGAAACCGGAUUUGAAAUUACUGACCCAAAGAGGGUAUCCAAGAUUAAGGAACUUCUCUGUAAUGUACUCAAGGGUAGUAACAAAUACAAGAGAGCUAAGACUGGGGUGUCUCUUGGGGUCACCCACACUGAGAGAAGGCUUCACCAAAUGAUGUUUGCUGAUAGGGAUUAUGAACGUGCUGACGAUGAGGUCUUGAAUGAGAAGCAAAGGCCUAAUGUGAGUGUGGUUAAUUGGUAUGACAAGGACUACUCAGUGGUAACCAUAAGAAGCAAAGAUAGGCCAAAACUUCUUUUUGAUACUGUCUGCACGUUGACAGACAUGGAGUAUGUAGUUUUUCAUGCCAAUAUAGAUGCUGAGGGACCAGAGGCUUAUCAGGAAUAUUAUAUCAGACAUAUAGAUGGAUCCCCUGUGAAAUCGGAUGCUGAAAGACAGAGAGUGAUACAAUGUCUUGAAGCAGCUAUUGAGAGAAGAGUAUCUGAAGGUUUGAAGCUAGAACUAUGCACUACGGACAGAAUCGGGCUGCUAUCUGAUGUUACUCGCAUCUUUCGAGAAAACAGCCUUACUGUCGCCAGAGCAGAAGUGACAACUAGAGAUGGCAAAGCUAUCAAUACAUUUUAUGUUGGUGAUGCAUCAGGGUAUCCAGUUGAUGCAAAAACCAUAGAUUCCAUCAGGCAGGUAAUUGGCCAGACCAUACUUAAGGUAAAGGGCAGUCCUGAAGAGCUAAAACCAGUAUCUCAGGAAUCACCCACUAGGUUUCUCUUUGGUGGUCUCUUCAAGUCAAGAUCUUUUGUUAACUUUGGAUUGAUUAGGUCCGAUUCUUGAAAAGAUUUUAGCUCACUCAAAUUCUACUACAAAAACAAAUCUUAGUCCUUUUAGCAUAUGUGUGACUUAAGAGUUCAGGAACAGAGCCAUUUGUCAAAUGCGGUAGAGAAAGCCAUAGAAGAAGUGCCUGUAUAUUCAGCAAGUUUCAUUUGUUACCAUUGGAUCCAAUCUAAUGUUGGAGCCAUGAAAGCAAUAGAAGUUACGUAUUGAACUUUUUCAGUUUCAACUUUGUACAUAACUAAUCUUAUGCUUCCAGCUAACCCUUUAACAUCCA